UUUUUUUUUACAGUUGCCAUUCGUUUUGAAAAUAGAUGAUCGGAUGCUUGUUUUGAUGACAAGCGUUCAACUAAGCCUUUAUUCUGAAAACCGGAAGUGGUGUCAAACCCCGCUCGCCUUUGAUGAAUGACCACUUGUUGGGAGCGCACGUUGACUUGACGACGCGCCGUACACUCAAAUGGCCAACUUUGUUCUGCGAGCACUUCCUCCGCCCUCAGCUCACACGAAAGCUGAUAACCAGUUCGAUUGCAUGUUUUCUCGCUGAGCCGCACGCAGGCCCGAGCAAUCCGUCGCCGAAAGUCGUCAUGUCUGCCCAGGAGGCUCCGCAGCCGCCCCCCGGGGAGCAGCCUCUGUCGUGCCGGUCACUGGUGCUCACGGGCUACGGGGGCUACGACAAAGUCCAGCUGCAGGUGAAGCCGAUCGGCCGGCCCAGACUGAAGCCCGACGAGGUCCUGGUGCGGGUCAAGGCCUGCGGGCUCAACUUCGCUGAGCUGAUGGGCAGACAGGGUCUGUACGAGCCGCUGCCAGCCCCGCCGGUCACCCUGGGCAUGGAGGGGGCCGGGAUCAUCGAAGCGGUCGGAGAAGAGGUGCGGGACCGAAAGGUCGGGGAGCGCGUGAUCGCCAUGAGCCGCAGCGGCAUGUGGCAGCAGCUGGUGGUGGUGAGCGCCAGCCGCGCCUUCCCCAUGCCCGAGGGCAUGAGCUUCGAGGAGGGCGCCGCGCUGCCCAUCAACUACCUGACGGCGUACUUGAUGCUCUUCCACAUGGCCAACCUCACGCCGGGCAAGAGCGUGCUGGUUCACAUGGCGGCGGGUGGCGUGGGCAUCGCCGCCACCCAACUGUGUCGGACGGUGCCCGACGUGACCGUCUUUGGCACGGCGUCCGCCUCCAAGCACGACGUCAUCGCCCAGGUGGGCGUGACUCAUCCCAUCGACUACCGGACCAGAGACUACGUGGAGGAAAUCCACAAAAUUAGCCCAAAAGGAGUGGACAUUGUCCUGGAUCCACUCGGCGGCGCCGACACACAGAAGGGCUUCAACUUGCUGAAGCCUUUGGGCUCGCUCGUUGUAUUUGGUGCCGCCAACUGCGUGACGGGCCAAAAGAGGAGCCUGCUGGCCCUGGCGAAGACGUGGUACAAACAGCUGUCGAUCAACGCGCUGAAGCUGAUGGAGACCAACAAGGCGGUGUGCGGCUUCCACCUGAGCUACUUGGAUGACCGGCACAUUGACGCGGGCAUGGCCUCGCUGCUGCAGCUCUACGCCGAGGGCAAGAUCAAGCCUCGCAUCGACUCCUGCUUCCACUUUGAGGAGGUAACAGAUGCAAUGCGGCGCAUGCACGAGCGUCAAAAUAUCGGGAAGGUCAUCCUUCUCCCAGAGCCCAAAAAGCAGAAUGAUGAGACGACAGUAAAGAAAUGACAUCAUCGAAGGAUUGAGUAAUAUUGGAUUUUCCUACGAUGCUUUCUCCAACUACUCAUUUAUCAGAAUUUUCUUUUAACAGUAUUUGCCCUUUUUUUAAAACAAGUUAUCACACAAUGUCCAUAAUUGUGAUCAGCAUUUGUAUUUUGAUUCAUAAAACUUAUUAAAUGUCUUCACUGUA
Molecule: messenger RNA, 1593 nt
Organism: Hippocampus comes (tiger tail seahorse)
Lineage: Eukaryota; Metazoa; Chordata; Actinopteri; Syngnathiformes; Syngnathidae
Product: synaptic vesicle membrane protein VAT-1 homolog
Exons: 6
Coding region: 123-1412 (429 amino acids)
Biological process (GO): negative regulation of mitochondrial fusion
Cellular component (GO): mitochondrial outer membrane
Molecular function (GO): oxidoreductase activity; zinc ion binding
Source: RefSeq, a predicted model, not a curated record